AUGCAAGAGGCGGCUGUUGCUGAGGAAGCGCUUCUGAUCGACUUUAACGCAACUGAAGCUGGAAAAAUGGGAGGAGGUAAUCUCGGGUGGGUCCAUCCAGGUCAAGCAGCCGGGGCUACUGGAGGCCCACCGCAAGGAUGGAUGCCACCACCUAAUGCAGGCUUCGCUCCUUUUCCUGGUGGCGCAUAUGGACCAAUGAGUGCCAUGUCUCCACCUCCACCUUAUGGAUACCCAUUGCCACCGAGUUACCAGCAACAGGAAAAACCGCCGAUAGCAUCAGCUCCUCAUCCCUUGAUGGACGAAAAGAAAUUACCUUCGUUUAAUAUUCCUCCAAAUAAUCUAGGAACAAACAGUAACGCAUCAUCAAAAGAUAAUUCACCUACUGGUAAUAGCAAUAGCAAACCGCUUAAUACGAACUUACAGAUAAACCAACAUCCGAAACCGAGUCCACGAACAAAGAUAAAUAGUCCGUCACCAGAUAUGGACCUUCCUGAUCUGCCGUCCGUGCCUCAGGAUAACUAG
Molecule: messenger RNA, 522 nt
Organism: Daphnia magna
Lineage: Eukaryota; Metazoa; Arthropoda; Branchiopoda; Diplostraca; Daphniidae
Product: extensin-like
Exons: 2
Coding region: 1-522 (173 amino acids)
Source: RefSeq, a predicted model, not a curated record